Lactuca saligna is the source of this 1014-nucleotide messenger RNA. The record is from the annotation of a GenBank genome assembly. NCBI's taxonomy places the organism in Eukaryota, Viridiplantae, Streptophyta, Magnoliopsida, Asterales, Asteraceae.
AUGGCCGUUGUAGGGGAAAAUCCGGACAUUAAUGCUAUACAGGAAUCUAUAGCAAGUUACCUGGGUAUACAGCUAAAGGACCAAGCUAAACAGGUAAGAGUCGACAAACUUCGUCAAGGGUUUGAGGCCAAAUUAAAGGGAGGUGAGAAUAAGUUCCUAAUAAUACUGGAUGAUGUUUGGAAGCCGGUUGAUUUGGAAGAUAUUGGUUUAAGCCUUUUGCCAAAUCAUGGUGUCAACUUCAAGGUCUUAUUGACAUCACAAAACAAAGAUGUUUGCACUGAGAUGGGAGUUAAGGCUGAUUCGGUUCUUAAUGUGGGACUUUUAACAGAAGCAAAUGUUGAAGCACAAAGCUUUUUCCUCCAACUUUGGGAACCAUAUGAUGAUGUUGAUCAUGAGCUCCAUAAGAUCGGAGAAGAAAUUGUAAAGAAGUGUUGUGGUUUACCCAUUGCCAUCAAAACCAUGGCCUGCACUCUUAGAAGUAAAAACAAGGAUACAUGGAAGAGUGCACUUUCUUGUUUACAACACCAUGACAUUAGCACAGUUGUGCCUACUGUUUUUCAAACCAGCUAUGACAAUAUCCAAGACGAGGUGACUGGAGAUACUUUUUUGCUAUGUGGUUUGUUUCUGGAGGACUUCGAUAUUCCUACUGAAGACUUACUGAAAGAAGCAAGAUACCAGCUGAACGUGUGCAUUGAGCGACUCAUGCAUACCAAUUUGUUGAUUGAAAGUGAUGUUGUUGGGUGCGUCAAGUUGCACGAUCUGCGCGCCAGCUUGGCCUGGCGCACUCCUGCCAGCCCUGCCUGGCCUUCCCUUGCCAGCCCUGCUGGGGACUCUCCUGCCGGCUUGGCCAGGCGCUCCCUUGCCUGGCACUCCCUUGCCAUGGAGGAGGAACUUUCCCUAGACUCUCUCCCCCAAGUGGUCCAGCCACCACUAGACUUCCCCAUGGCUCAGCCGCCACUAUACUCCGGCCGGGUGGCUCAGCCACCACCCGCCGCCGCCAUACACCACCACUAG